AUGUUAAGAAACGCCUUUCGUAGAAAAAAUAAGAUUGAUAAUAUCUAUGAUGAAAUUGAUCGUCUCAACUUUGCAAAAGAACAAAAGUCUACUCUUCUUUCAUACUUCACCUUCAAUGACAAAGCUGAAGCUAGCGCGGAGAAAGCCCUUGCUGUCUGUAGAAAUGAUGACGAAAAGCUUGCCUAUUUAAACAAAGUCUUGAUUUUAAAUAAGAACUCUGACUUACCUAAAAAGCCUCACUUGAGUGACUCAACUUCGGUCGACGAUAGCAAAAUGUUUGACGAAGUGAAAGAGAACCUUAACGAAGAGCAUGUCAAAAAAUUCAACUCCAAAAAUGCAGAUCUCAAAAAGUUUGCUCAGAAACUGGAUCUCAAACAACUUGAGAAAUACGCGCCAUUGAAAGAUAAAGAUAUAGAGAAAUUCUAUGAAUUUGCUGGGCCCGAUCUCACCUGGCCUUCUGCAAGUCGUGUCAGUACGCGCCGUAUCAUAUAUGAUUAUAUCACUAACCCUGAUCCCUGGUUCGUAGAAGGACAGGGAGAAGAACUUGCAAUUAAUACUCUUGAAUAUUUUCGUCUUAUUGGGUCCGAAAGUCUUGACUCGUGCAAAGGAAGUCACGUACAUAUCGUAAACGGAAAGUUAGUAGGUUAUGGACAAGAAAUUUCUGGAGAGGAACUUGUGGAGCUCAACAAGAAAAAUCCGGGCAUGCUAUACGCUCCUAUAAAACAAAAGUCAGUUGUAAUUCGAUUCUCUUCUACCGCAAAUGUAACGUUGAAGGAGUGGCAGGUGCACAUGAGAAUUCGAAAAAAAGAUGAUCUCACGAACGAAGUUGCAACAAUGGCCAAUAUUGAAUGGGACACAACAAAUAAUCGAAAUUUUCGACUUGUGGUUGAUUCAGGAUCGACAUCAACUGUUAUUCCUCACUUCAUAAGAGAGAAGAUGAGCAACAAUGAUGGAUGGAAUACAUACCCAUCUGAAGCCAAUGGCUACGGGGAAAAUGUGGAUAUGUUUCAGGUUUCAACUUCAUGGGAAGUCUCAUUAGGCGAUGGUGUGAGUUGGACAGACUGGAUUGAAACCAAGGAUUUAUUUUCAUGGCAAAAGCAGGUUCCUGAUAAUAUCGAUUGUGGUCUUGUUGGAUUUGAUAUAUUAAACUCUACUUAUCAAAUCAAAGUUCCAGGUGGUAGUUUUGAGGGUACUUAUGAGGAGCAUAUCGAAUAUAUUGUUGGUGAAAGUUCUGUUUAUAACGGAUUGGAAGAUAAGUUCAUAACUAUGAGAUUCAGAAAUAUUAGCUUUAAUAGAGCACAUUGGAGUAUAUAUCAAUAUUGGGCCACAGCUUAUACUGGAAAUAAGUUUUGCAAACUAAAUUUCAAAGAAGAUAUGGAAAUAAAACAGCUAAUCCCAUUUGGCAAGUGGCAUCAAUAUGAUUUGAAAAUGAAUCAAUUUGAUAAAUUAUAUAGUUAUGCUUUAUGGUUAGAAAAUAUUACUAGAAAAAUUAGGUGCAUUAGACAAAAAUAUGUUGUUCUAAAUACUCCAAAUUUUAAGUCAUCUUGUGUUUCUAAUGCUAAUCAAAAAAUAAUUUUGCCAAUUUCUCAUCAUGUGUUUAACCAAAAAUCUGAAGCACUAAAAAGGCCAACUCUUCCUCCUUUGAGAUAUAUCCCAUACAAGUGCAUUUGA
Molecule: messenger RNA, 1671 nt
Organism: Funneliformis geosporum
Lineage: Eukaryota; Fungi; Glomeromycota; Glomeromycetes; Glomerales; Glomeraceae
Source: the annotation of a GenBank genome assembly